CGCGUGCGCCGCGGCGCGCAUUUCGUGCGCGUGAGUGACAGUGCCAUGUGGAGAGUGCUGGCUGUUGUAUUCGUGGCGGGGGCGGUAGGGAGCGAGCUGCCGGAGAACUUCGUGCGAUGCCGACAGAAGGACCCGAAGCUGAAUGAUUGCCUGAAGUCGGCUGUCCCUGAUGCCCUCAGGAAAAUGAGAAAAGGCAUCCCCGAUCUCGGCGUGCCGUCAAUCGAGCCUCUAUACGUAUCGGCCAUCAACAUACAAUCUGGAGUCGGCCCAGUGGUCCUAGCUCAAAACUACAGGAAGAUACAGCUACAUGGACUGGCGGAGACUAUAUUGACUACUUACAAAGCUGACCUGAAACACUACCGUCUGGUGACCAACUCCUUAACUCCAAAGAUGGAGUUCAUAGCCGACUACGUUAUGAAAGGAAGGAUCUUAGUUCUACCUAUCCAAGGGAAAGGUGUCGCUAAUGUUACUAUGGUGAACCUAGUAGUGAAGCACGACUUAAUAGGCGAGCCAGUAGAACGAGACGGAGAGACCUACAUGCACAUCAAGGACUAUAAGGUCCGCUUCUUCCCGAAGAGGGUCUUCCUGCAUUUUACCAACCUCUUUAAUGGGGACAAACGGCUGGGCGAUCAGAUGAACUUAUUCCUAAACGAGAACUCAGACCUAGUUUUCAACGAGCUCAAGGAAUCCUACGAGAAGAGUCUCAGCUCCGUGUUCCAAAAUGUCACCAACACCAUCUUCGACAAAGUGCCUAUGAACAAGAUCUUUCUAGAAGACUGAAUUAGACUUAAGUACCUACAUAGAGGAAAUAAGUAAGGGAAUUGUAACUCCAUACAUCAGUAAAUGCGGGUUAUUUGUAGUGACAUCUAGCGACAAUCACG
This is a messenger RNA of Leguminivora glycinivorella, 881 nucleotides long. RefSeq names its product protein takeout (gene Jhbp12). The transcript has 6 exons. The record is from RefSeq and is a predicted model, not a curated record. NCBI's taxonomy places the organism in Eukaryota, Metazoa, Arthropoda, Insecta, Lepidoptera, Tortricidae. Bases 46 to 780 code for a protein of 244 amino acids.